Molecule: messenger RNA, 1323 nt
Organism: Penicillium samsonianum
Lineage: Eukaryota; Fungi; Ascomycota; Eurotiomycetes; Eurotiales; Aspergillaceae
Product: hydroxymethylglutaryl-CoA reductase
Exons: 2
Coding region: 1-1323 (440 amino acids)
Biological process (GO): coenzyme A metabolic process; isoprenoid biosynthetic process; ergosterol biosynthetic process
Cellular component (GO): peroxisomal membrane; endoplasmic reticulum membrane
Molecular function (GO): hydroxymethylglutaryl-CoA reductase (NADPH) activity; protein binding
Source: RefSeq, a predicted model, not a curated record
AUGACACAGACAAUCGAAUCUCCUCCCGUUCCGUUGAAAGUCAAUACCUUGGAUAACGUUGGAAAGAACUACAAAAAUCUUUCAAACGAAGAUAUCGUUGAGCUAUGCCUAAAUGGCAGCAUCAGUAUGAAGGAUUUGGAUUCUUUAAUUCAUAAUCCCCUACAGGUUGUCGAAGUUCGUCGAGAGCUUCUGAGAACACAAUGCCGCUCGGAAAAUAUAUCGACCUCAUUCUACGAGUCACUUCCUUAUAAAGACUUCGACUUCAGCCAUGUUGUGGGGACAUGCUGUGAAAAUGCCAUUGGAUAUCUCACCGUUCCACUGGGGAUUGCCGGUCCACUGAUAGUUGACCAAAAGCUAACAUUCCUUCCCAUUGCAACUACGGAGGGAGCUUUGGUUGCCAGCAUUUCCCGCGGAUCAAAGGUUAUCAAUGAGUCUGGAGGUGUCGAGACAUUUUUGAUGGCAGAUUCUAUGACACGUGCUCCAUGUGUUAAAUUUCCAACUCUUGCCCGCGCUAUCGAUGCAAAAGGUUGGAUCGAGUCUCCAGAAGGAAAGUCUGCGAUAGCAAAGGAAUUUUCCACCAUAAGCAGGUUUGCUUCCUUUACAGACAUUCGUGCCUUCCCGGUGGGCGAACUCCUUUAUCUACGUCUAAGUGCCACUACAGGAGAUGCCAUGGGAAUGAACAUGAUUUCUCUCGCCGCAGGGAAAAUGCUUUCUGUCAUGAAAAAUGCUGGGUUUGACGAUAUGAUUACUGUCACACUAUCAGGAAACGUCUGUUCUGAUAAGAAAGCGUCAGCUAUUAACUGGAUCGAAGGGCGAGGGAAGAGUGUGGCAGCACAGGCUCGGAUCCCGAAGGAUUUGGUUGAAAAAAUGCUCAAAACGACACCACAAGCUUUGAUUGAGCUUAACACAUCCAAGAAUUUGAUUGGAAGCGCAGUUUCUGGAGCAAUCGGUGGAUUCAAUGCUCAUGCGAGCAACAUCGUGUCUGCUAUCUUCCUUGCAACAGGUCAAGAUAUUGCGCAGAAUGUUGAGAGUAGCAGCUGUAUUACUACCAUGAGCCUCGUCGAAAAUGAUCUACAGAUUUCUGUUACAAUGCCAUCCAUCGAGGUUGGAACGGUCGGCGGAGGAACCAAUCUACAGACACAGGGCUCACUCCUAGAUUUACUUGAUGUCCGUGGUCCAAACCCGGAAAAUCCCGGCCAAAAUGCACAAAAGCUUGCGAAAAUAGUUGCUGCAGCUGUAUUGGCUGGAGAACUAAGCCUGUGUUCUGCAUUAGCGGCUGGGGAUUUGGUUCGCAGCCAUCUGGACCUCAAUCGAAGGAAAUAA